AUGACCGAAGACCCUCGUGUGUUCUUUAAUAUCACUCCUCCCUCAAGCACAUUCAUAUGUGGUUCCCAGGGCUCCAGGAAGAGCCAUACAUUGUCCUGCAUAUUGGAAAGCUGCCUGAUUCCAUCCAAAGCCGGGCAGUUGCGAAAUCCCCUGACAGGAAUCGUCUUUCAUUACGAUACCUUCAUCAGUGACACGAUGGGAUCGCCCUGUGAAGCAGCCUUUCUAUCCUCACACCCCGAUAUUGAGGUGCGAGUCUUAUGUGCCCCGACCAAUCUCCACGCCAUCAAGGGAGCCUAUUCGAGGUUGAAUAUCGCGGUAUCUGCUUUAGAGAUUGAUCAGAAAAAUCUCAAUACAAAGCGAAUGCUAGAUCUUAUGGCAGUGGGGCAGGAUGAUGGCCCCAUGCCGCUCUACAUGCACACCGUCAAACGUAUUCUCCGGGAAAUGCGUAUGGAGCAGCAGGCAACACAUACGGGGUUUGACUAUUGCACCUUCAAGAAAAAAGUGCUGGACUCGAAUUUGACCCCUGCCCAGCUCGAGCCAUUGAAGCAACGGCUGGAGAUGCUAGAAAGCUUCAUGCCUCAGUUGCAGACUCUACCUAUUUCUGGCAAGAAGAAAGCUGCUUCCAAAGGCAUUGACUGGAAGCCGAAGGCGCGCCGGUUAACGGUGGUAGAUUUGUCUUGUCCGUGCAUCUCUCCCGAAACCGCUUCUUCUCUAUUCAACAUCUGCUUGGGAAUAUUCCUGGAGCAAGAUCCAGAAAUUGGCAGAGUUUUAGCUCUGGACGAGGCUCAUAAGUACAUGAAUAGUUCUCUCGAGGCUCGAGGCUUCACUGAAACACUUCUGUCCGCUGUCCGACUGCAGCGGCAUCUGGGGGUCCGAAUGAUCAUUUCUACCCAGGAACCCGCAGUCUCCACAACCCUUUUGAAUCUUUGUUCAACUACCAUUGUGCAUCGAUUAACUUCCCGGAAUGGCUGCGUACUCUGCACAAACAUCUGGCAGGAGCGUUGGAAAGUCCUUUCGGUGGAUCGAAGACGGACAACCAUGACACGGAAGCGGUUUCACAACUUUCUCUUUUUGAGGAGAUCGUAA
Molecule: messenger RNA, 1086 nt
Organism: Aspergillus luchuensis
Lineage: Eukaryota; Fungi; Ascomycota; Eurotiomycetes; Eurotiales; Aspergillaceae
Exons: 4
Coding region: 1-1086 (361 amino acids)
Source: RefSeq, a predicted model, not a curated record